AUGUCGCCGCCUUGCACAGCAACGGCUGUGAGAGAUGCAGGACUACUGAAUGGCCCUCAAGGCCAAGGAUAUCCAGGCAUACCUCGGCAGCAACGAAUCGAAGAAGCUCUGCCCUGCGAUCAGGGCGAUCUACGGUCCUCGACCAAAGGAGCUGCACUGCUUCUCAGCUCCGAUGGAUCAACACUGGUGACGGAGAAGUCACCGAUUCUGGUACGCUGGGCGGAACACUUCAGAAGCUUCCUCAACUGUCCUUCCACAAUCUCCGACACCGCCAACGACCGGCUCCCUCAAGUGGAAAUCGCUGUCGACUUGGGCCUCCUGUCCUCCCUUUCGGAAACCAUUCGUACCGCGCAACAACUCUUCAACGGAAAAGCAACAGGCUCCGACAUAAUCCCAGUCGAAAUCUAA
Spirometra erinaceieuropaei is the source of this 408-nucleotide messenger RNA. The record is from the annotation of a GenBank genome assembly. NCBI's taxonomy places the organism in Eukaryota, Metazoa, Platyhelminthes, Cestoda, Diphyllobothriidea, Diphyllobothriidae.